This is a messenger RNA of Aedes aegypti (yellow fever mosquito), 4793 nucleotides long. It is a transcript of the gene mus101, whose product is annotated as DNA topoisomerase 2-binding protein 1-B. Gene Ontology annotation, biological process: DNA replication initiation; mitotic DNA replication checkpoint signaling; mitotic G2 DNA damage checkpoint signaling. The transcript is spliced from 6 exons. Lineage: Eukaryota; Metazoa; Arthropoda; Insecta; Diptera; Culicidae. Bases 222 to 4709 code for a protein of 1495 amino acids. The record is from RefSeq and is a predicted model, not a curated record.
UUCCUAAAAACGAAAACGACAAAAAGCAAAAACCGGGUCGAGACCGUUUCGUGAUCGGGGAGUUUUGUGCGGAAAUUUUUUGGUAAACUCGCGUUUCGUAUCUCGGGAAAGUAAGGAAAAACGCCUCCAGAUAGCAUAAAAACCGUUCGAAAUCAAUCGAUGCGUUAAGAAUUUAUGCUAUCAGUGCCAGUGAAUUGCAAUAACAAUCGAGCAGUAAAACGAUGAGCACGUCAAUUUCCGAACAGCAGCUGGUGAAAUUGUGCUUUGUUCUGAAGGACGGCAAACAGGUCGAAGAUGCCUCCGAGGACAUGCAGAUGGCUUAUUCCUCGGCACGGGAUCACAGCGUCGAGGAUCUGAUCAGCUGGUUGGACGAGAGUGAAUGUUUACGACUGCGAGCGGAUCAGCUCACCAAAAAGCACGUCUUCGUGUUUGAACAGUUCUCCGGAGCAGCUUACGAGAACAUCCGGCAGUCGAGUGCCGUUCUGAUUGGACCCCGGUGUUUGAUCAGCUGCUUUCUGGACAAUGAGGCGAUUCCCUUGGGAAAGUAUCCGGUGCUGACGACGGCCAUGAGGAAUUUAACGAUCUGCAGUUCUGGAUUGAAACCGGAGGAGAAGAACGAAAUCAGCCGGAUGGUGCACCAUAUGGGUGGAUAUUACCUGGAUAUUCUGAAUGCCAGCUGUACCCAUUUGGUGGCGUCGACGGUGAAAUCGAUCAAGUACGAAAAGGCCGCCGAGAUCAAGCUGAAGAUUAUGCACCCGGACUGGGUGAAGGAUGUUUGGGACCAGAGCCAGCAGAAGAUGAUCAGUGCAACGGAUUCCGUGUUCUCCAAGUAUGCCCUUCCGGUGUUCUACUCGUUGACGAUAACCUCCACCGGAUUGUCCACCCAGAAAAGGAACCAGAUAAAGCAACUGAUUGAGGACAACGGAGGAAAAUACAUCGGAGCGUUCAAGUCGGAAAUAACCGAUAUAUUGAUCCUGGAGAAGAACAGCGUGGGAUCGGCUAAAUUUCAAGGGGCCAUUCGAUGCAAGAAGGAGUGUCUUUCGCCGGCUUGGAUUGUGGACAGCGUUGAGGCAGGGUACGCUCUACCGGUCGCUAAAUACGAAAUUCGCGGGAUAAAGUCUUCCACUCCGACCAAGGACGAUGCUGGCCAACUGACGGCCGGGGAGUUCAAUCCGGACUGCACCCAGCUGUCGAUGAUCUCACACACGAAUAGCCGGAAUUUUACCGUGAAUGAAAGUAUGAUGAGUUCGACGGUUUCGCAUGCACAAGGGAAGGGCGGAGGAAGAGUUUCUACCGGGGAGGGACCAGCGCUUCCACGGAAGGCUAGUGCUGCAGAUCAACAGAAAAAGUACCGGGAGGUUUUGGCGCAGAUCAGUUUGUCUCAGGCCAAGAAGGCGGGUCCUUUCUUGGAUGGUUGUAAGAUUUAUCUGAGCGGCUUCGCAGCAGACGACAAGGAGAAGUUGAACAAAAUCCUCAACAGCGGUGGCGCGACUCGAUUCGACGAGCUCAGCGAUCGGAUCAGCCACAUGAUUGUAGGAGACCAUGUUCAGGCCGAUUUUCGAGAAAUCCGGGAACAGAAGCUAACCCCCCACAUCAUGACCCUGCAAUGGUUGGUUCGCUCUGUUGAACUCAAGGCACCGGCGCCGGAGGAUGACGAUUUGACCUUCCGUCCCAAUCUGAAGGACAUUGCUGAGGAGGAUAUCCCCGAACCGCCGUCCCCUGCUAGCAAGAAAAACCUACAAUCCAUGAACAGUACAUUCAAACGCCCCGAAGUGCCUCGCAAAUUGAUUCUGGAAGAUCCCAAGCCGGGACCCAGUCGGAUUUCACGAACCGAGGAUGACGUCUUGAAGCAAUACAUGGAGAAGAACACAUCCAUCCAAUUGCCACCGGCAGAGCCGAAGAAAUCCUCGACUCCAGCUGUUCCUCCGCCUAGUGGAUCAACGACGCAGGACUCGGAGAUGGAAUCUCAAUUCACGGAAUUCAUGUUCGGCAAAACAUUGUUCAUCUAUGGUUUUUCCGAAGAGGACGCCACGCAGAUCGUUUCCGACUGCGAGAACUGUGGGGGAACGAUUGUCGAUGAGAAUUAUACUGAUGUGGUAGAUUACAUAGUGAUUCCGACGUGCAGCGUAGGGGAGAUCACGUUCGGCGUCAAGGGUCGUGAAACGGUGAACUGCAUUUGGCUGGAGACUUCGAUCCAAGACGGGAUGUGCUACCCACUGGAGUACUACUUCGAACCGAUUCUGUACGGAGAGGACGAUCCUAAACCGCUGGAAGAUGAAGUGCUGGUGAUCAGCACGUAUUCCGGAGCCGAACGUAACUAUCUGAUUGCGUUGGGGGGUACUUUAGGGGCGAAAGUUGAGGAUCGGUUGGUGAGGAAGACGGCGCCGAUUGUGAUCUGCAAGGAAGCUUCCGGGGCUAAGUACGACGCCGCUAUCAAAUGGGACCUCACCGUAGUGAACGCAGAAUGGUUACGUGAGUGCUACAAGCAGAAGCGCCGUGUCAACGAGCAGCCCUUCCUGGUUGGAGCUUCCAAAUGUUCACCGAAGAAUAUCACUGAACCACCUCCCGCCGCUUCAAUCAGCACAAGUCGAAUGUCCGACUUGCCGGAGUUCUCGAAGAAUGCUUGCCUCCCGACGACAUCGACAGAUGAUGUGGACAUUGAUUCGGUAUUCGUACCUCCAGCAGCUCCGGAAACUUCUGCGACUACCACUUCUACUCUUGCAGCCGCUGAACGGCCCAAAGAUAAUCAACCAGGAAGUUACAAAUACAUUUCUGUCGAAAGUGCUAGUAAGGACACUUCCAAUGUAGAAUACGCCUUCAAACGUCUGCCGUCGCCGGAGCUCAAGAAAAUCAGCUACGAAGAACGUUUGGUUUACUCCCAGGAACUGCAAGAGUAUGGAGAGUUGAUUCAAUCACAGCUGAGUCAACGUAAGCCCUUCGAUCCAGGUCACGCCGUUGAAACUCCCCCUGCCUUGAAACAUCGUCGCCUUUCUGCUCUGACCGGAAUCAACUCCCCUGCCACUCCAACCUCGAACAACACUAGCGCAGGUUCGUCGGAGUACGAGCAGCUCAGCGUUACGCAACGCGUAAUGGAAUUCGAAACUCCAAUCCGCGACACUCUCUACAAGGUUCUGAAGGAAGCCGAAGAAAAGGAGCGAAACCUGUCUCCCCGAACGAAGAAAAUGAACGAACUGCUGGCCACACCCAGCGUUGGUAAUCCCGGACACGUUAAGACACCCUCCCUUCCGGAGUGUAUGACAAAACAAGUCACGCCCUAUGGAUUCCGACCGGACGCUGAUCAACAGAACCAUCUAUACCACAAGCGCAAACUGCAGGUUUGGGAUCAAUUCUACCAGCCAAAGCAGCAGAAGGAUCGCCGGAAGAGCACACCUUUGAGCGAGAUCAAGCGACGCUUCUGGAAGGAGAACCUCGGCGAAGAUUACGUAAACUACAUGGAAUCCAAGUACUCCUCCACGCAGUUCCAACCCUUUCAACCGGAUGAGCAGGAACAGCAAAAGCAGAGUUCGGCGACCGACGAGCGUGAAGAAGAGUGUCAACCAAGCACUUCCAAGGCAGGUUCCAGUCGAAGCAAGGAGGUGUUCCGAGCUAUCAACGAUACUAACGCUGCUAACGAGAGUGCCGUCGUUGGUGAGAAGCGAUCGCGUUCGGAUGAUGAUGAGGAAGACGAUGAAGGUGAUGACCAGAAUAUGAAUGUACGAAACGUGGAUGACGAAGAAGAUGGUCCACCAGCAGUUCCUUUGCGAGCCAACAACGUUGAAGACGAUCAGGUAAAGCGGCUGAGCGAUUUGAUAGCCAUGAAUAAGAACUCAGCAAAGAAGCAGAAGAAGUUUAAGGAGGACACUCAGUACACGGAAAUUCCCCGUUUCGAUUCAGAAAUGUUGGAUGCUCCGUACGCUCCUGCGGUCGGUUGGUGCGAUCCAACCGAGUUCGAUAGGGAACGUCGUUUUGGCAACGGUGCCACCGCAGGACCUUCGGCCGCACCCACUGGCUCCGACGCCGACCGGAAUCGAAUGAUCUUCAAAGGCAUACCGGUGUUCGCCCUUUCCGGGGUCAACGAUGAGCUGCGAACGGAGCUUAUGAAAAAAAUCAUACAGUUGAAAGGAGAGGUUUCCACCAAACCGAACGAGUACGAUCCGAUCUGCACGCACAUCUUGUGCAGUAAACCGAAUCGGGGAGAGAAGAUCCUAUCGGGAAUCGCCGCUGGCAAGUGGCUUCUUUGCACCCAGUACAUUGAUGAUAGUUGCAAAGCCGGGCACUUUUUGAAUGAGGAACAAUACGCCUGGGGAAAUCCCAAGGCAAAGGACCUGCCGUCACUUGAGCCGGCCGAAAAGCAAGUGGCCACCGCGGCCUACAACUGGCGGCAGAAGAUCUCCCUGGAAGCGGGCAAGCACGACGGGGUGUUCACCGGUUUCCGGGUUCUGCUCUUGGCCCCCAAGAAGCAGCAGUUCAUACGGCUGCUCCGAUCCGGGGGUGGACACGUCAUCGAGCAGGAACCCCCGUUCUGGGACAGCGAAAUGGCCAUGAUGGCAACGCACUGCUUCGUCGACGUGAAAAAGUCCAAGAUCAGUCCGCGGGACCACAAAGCGCUGGCCCAGGCCGGUAUCGCCGUGAUGAACAUCAUGUAUCUGAAUGCGUACCUCACGUCGGAGACGCUCCCGGAUCCGGCCAGGUAUCGGUUGGAAAUUUAAUUGUAGAGUUUAGGUAGGUAGUUAUUUAAUUAUUGUCGAAUUUUAUCACGAUUAAAAUGAUACUUGCUUCAUUACGAAAUGCAA